Exophiala dermatitidis NIH/UT8656 is the source of this 1083-nucleotide messenger RNA. Its product is annotated as fructose-bisphosphate aldolase 1. Gene Ontology annotation, cellular component: cytosol. The transcript is spliced from 4 exons. Lineage: Eukaryota; Fungi; Ascomycota; Eurotiomycetes; Chaetothyriales; Herpotrichiellaceae. The coding region runs from base 1 to 1083 and encodes 360 amino acids. Gene Ontology annotation, molecular function: zinc ion binding; fructose-bisphosphate aldolase activity. Gene Ontology annotation, biological process: gluconeogenesis; glycolytic process. The record is from RefSeq and is a predicted model, not a curated record.
AUGGGUGUCAAGGACGUUCUUUCUCGAAAGGAGGGUGUUAUCACCGGUGAUGAUGUCCUGGCUCUGUUCAAGUAUGCCCAGGAGCACAACUUCGCCAUUCCGGCAAUUAACGUGACCUCUUCCUCGACUGCCGUCGCUGCUCUCGAGGCCGCACGAGACAACAAUGCCCCCAUCAUUCUCCAGAUGUCCCAGGGUGGUGCUGCAUACUUUGCAGGCAAGGGUGUUAAAAAUGACCAGCAACAAGCAUCCAUUGGUGGUGCUAUUGCGGGUGCCCACUACAUCCGAUCCGUGGCCCCCCUGUACGGCAUCCCUGUCGUCUUGCACACCGACCACUGUGCGAAGAAGCUCCUUCCAUGGCUCGACGGCAUGUUGGACGCCGAUGAGGCCUACUUCAAGGAGCACGGCGAGCCUCUGUUCUCUUCUCACAUGAUCGAUUUGUCCGAAGAGCCAGUGGACUGGAACAUUGAGACCACUGCCAAGUACCUCAAGCGGGCGGCUCCUAUGAAGCAGUGGCUGGAGAUGGAGAUUGGCAUUACGGGCGGGGAGGAGGACGGGGUGAAUAAUGAGUCUGUUGACAACAACUCUCUCUACACUCAACCCGAGGAUAUUCACCAGAUCUACACCACCCUCAAGAAGAUCUCGCCAUACUUCUCCAUCGCCGCGGGCUUCGGGAAUGUUCACGGUGUCUACAAGCCAGGAAACGUCCGUCUCCACCCCGAGUUGUUGGACAAGCACCAGAAAUAUGUCAAGGAGAAGGAAAGCACCAAGACCGACAAGCCUGUCUUCUUGGUCUUCCACGGUGGUUCCGGCUCCUCGAAGAAGGAGUACACCGAUGCCAUCAGCUAUGGUGUCGUCAAGGUCAACCUGGACACCGACUUGCAAUGGGCGUACCUGACCGGUAUCCGCGACUACAUCUUCAAGAAGGCCGACUACCUCAAGACCCAAGUCGGUAACCCUGAGGGUGAGGACAAGCCAAACAAGAAGUAUUUCGACCCACGUGUCUGGGUGCGCGAGGGUGAGAAGACCAUGAGCGCCCGUGUUGCCGAGGCCUUGAAAGAUUUCAACACUGCCAACCAGUUGUAA